Molecule: messenger RNA, 924 nt
Organism: Acanthosepion pharaonis
Lineage: Eukaryota; Metazoa; Mollusca; Cephalopoda; Sepiida; Sepiidae
Source: the annotation of a GenBank genome assembly
AUGAGGUCAUUAUCUAUCUAUCUAUCUAUCUAUCUAUCUAUCUAUCUAUCUAUCUAUUUCAAUCUGUUCAUUAUCUCUCUCUCACUCUCGCUAUCUAUCUAUCUAUCUAUCUAUCUAUCUAUCUAUCUAUCUAUCUAUCUAUCUAUCUUAGCUAGCUCGAUAGCUGAUUUUUUUUUGUUUCUUUCCUUUUCAACUGGUUUAUUCCAUCUCUACCUGUCUAUGGAAAUCAGUUUCUAUCUAUCUAUCUAUCUAUCUAUCUAUCUAUCUAUCUAUCUAUCUAUCUAUCUAUCUAUCUAUCUAUCUCUAAUUCAUCUGUUCAUUCUAUCUAUCUAUCAAUCUAUCUCUAAUUCAGUCUGUUCAUAUCUAUCUAUCUAUCUAUCUAUCUAUCUAUCUAUCUAUCUAUCUAUCUAUCUGACUCAGUUCAUAUCUAUCUAUCUAUCUAUCUAUCUAUCUAUCUAUCUAUCUAUCUUGAUAUUAUCGAUAACAUUCUUUCUUUCUUUCUUUCUUUCUUUCUUUCUUUCAGUGAAUUUUUUUGCCUUUUCUUUCAUUCGCUCUCUCUUGUCAUUUUUGCCUUUUCUUUUCUUUUUUCUUUUCUUUCUUUUCUUAUCUUUCUUUCUUUCUUUCUUUCUUUCAGUGAAAUUUUUUUCCCUUUUCUUUCAUUCUCUCUCUCUCUCUUACAAUACUACCCUCUAUAACCUCUUGUUUCUCACUUCGUUCUCUCCCUAUCUGGUUUCUUCCUAUUUCUUCUGCUUUUCUUUUUUUCUGUUUUCUUUCUGUCUUUGCCUCUCUCUGUGUAUCUCGGACUCAUGUCUAAUUCUAUCUAUCUAUCUAUCUAUCUAUCUAUCUAUCUAUCUCACUGUGUUCAUAUUUAUCUAUCUAAAUAUCUAUCUCACUAUGUUCAUAUCUAUCUAUCUUUCUAUCUAA